AUAAAAUCGGCAAAUGCUCUUUCUUCGGCGUCAAAACGCUGUCAUCGCCUGAUCAGACUGCACGUCUCUCUUCGUCUUCUUCGUUGUAACCAUCGACGCUUGGGGGGAUUGAUCGAGAUUUUUUUUUUUAGCUUGCCGGAAAAAAAAAUCAUCGGACUACAAAUCUGAGUUGCUACCAGCUCAAUCUCUGAAAUCAACCCGAGUACUGAGCUGGAGUUAGGUGAUACACAGCUUCAAUACCUUUUCCAUCAUGCAGAAUUCUGCUUUGUUACCAAUGGAGAGCUUGGCGCAACUUGAGGCGAUGUGCGAGAGAUUAUACAACUCACAGGAUUCAGCUGAGAGGGCUCACGCUGAAAAUAGUCUGAGAUGCUUUUCUGUGAAUACGGAUUAUAUUUCGCAAUGUCAAUACAUUCUCGACAAUUCAUCAAAACCUUAUUCCCUAAUGCUCGCUAGCUCGAGUUUGUUGAAGCAAGUGACUGAUCAUACCCUUCCGCUGAAUCUUCGCCUUGACAUCAGGGCGUAUAUUGUGAACUAUCUGGCUACAAGAGGACCGAAGAUGCAAUCAUUUGUGAUUGCUUCGCUCAUUCAAUUGCUUUGCCGACUCACAAAGUUUGGAUGGUUAGAUGAUGAUAGAUUCCGGGAUGUGGUCAAGGAAUCUACAAACUUCUUGGAACAGGGUUCUUCGGAUCACUAUGCUAUUGGUUUAAGAAUUUUGGAUCAACUUGUGCCGGAGAUGAAUCAGCCUAACCCAGGAUUGCCCUCUACACAUCACCGGAGGGUUGCAUGCAACUUUAGGGAUCAAUCCUUAUUUCAAGUAUUUCGAAUAGCUUUGACGUCAUUAAGCUAUCUGAAAAAUGAUGCUGCUGGUCGUUUACAAGAAUUGGCGCUUUCUCUUGCACUGAGGUGUGUAUCAUUUGACUUUGUCGGAACUUCAAUUGAUGAAAGCACAGAGGAGUUUGGUACAGUCCAGAUUCCAACUUCCUGGAGGUCAGUAUUGGAGGAUUCUUCCACGUUGCAGAUAUUUUUCGAUUAUUAUGGUAGUACAGAGUCACCACUUUCGAAAGAGGCACUUGAGUGCUUGGUGCGAUUGGCUUCUGUGAGGCGCUCUCUGUUCACAAGUGAUGCUACACGCUCUAAUUUUUUAGCUCAUUUGAUGACGGGAACCAAAGAAAUUCUUCAAACUGGAAAUGGUCUUGCUGAUCAUGAUAAUUACCACGUAUUCUGCCGUCUACUUGGGCGUUUCAGGUUGAAUUAUCAGCUUUCAGAGCUUGUGAAGAUGGACGGUUAUGGUGAGUGGAUACAGUUGGUGGCGGAGUUUACACUUAAAUCUCUCCAGUCAUGGCAGUGGGCCAGCAGCAGCGUGUACUACCUCCUUGGAAUGUGGUCUAGAUUAGUAGCAUCUGUCCCAUACUUGAAGGGUGAUUCACCAAGUCUACUUGAUGAAUUUGUACCUAAAAUUACUGAGGGUUUUAUCAUCUCCAGAUUCAACUCCGUCCAGGCUAGCGUCCUCGAUGAUCAGACCGAUCAUCCUUUGGAUAAAGUUGAAGUCCUACAGGAUGAGCUUGAUUGUUUUCCUUACCUUUGCAGAUUUCAGUAUGAAAGAACUGGUACAUAUAUAAUAAACACAAUGGAGCCUCUUCUGCAAUCAUAUACGGAAAGAGGGCAACUACAGUUUGCUGACAAUUCGGAACUAGCAUUUAUUGAAGCAAAACUGUCAUGGGUUGUUCAUAUUGUUGCCGCUGUUGUUAAAAUAAAGCAGUGCAGCGGUUGUAGUGUGGAGACGCAAGAGGUGCUUGAUGCAGAACUCUCCGCUCGUGUUUUGCGGCUAGUAAAUGUUAUGGACAGUGGACUCCAUAGACAGGUAUUACAUCUGUAUGAUGCAAGUAUUACAUCUAGUGAAGAAGUCAUUGGUCACACGCUAAGUUUGUUUUUGGAGUUGGCAUCUGGAUACAUGACCGGGAAGCUGCUUUUGAAGCUGGACACCGUGACCUUUAUUAUUUCUAAUCACACUAGGGAGCACUUUCCAUUCUUAGAAGAGUAUAGAUGCUCUCGCAGCAGAACAACAUUUUACUACACUAUUGGCUGGUUGAUUUUCAUGGAGGAUAGCUCAAUAAAGUUCAAGACUUCUAUGGAACCUCUUCUACAGGUUUUCCGCACCCUGGAAUCAACACCAGAUUCUAUGUUUCGCACUGAUGCUGUGAAGUUUGCUGUGAUCGGAUUGAUGAGGGAUUUGAGAGGAAUUGCUAUGGCUACUAGCAGCCGGAGAAGUUAUGGUCUUUUGUUUGACUGGCUCUAUCCUGCACAUAUGCCACUUCUUUUGAGAGGGAUCUCACAUUGGUUCGACACACCAGAGGUUACGACCCCACUGUUGAAGUUCAUGGCUGAGUUAGUGCAUAACAAAACCCAGCGCCUUACCUUUGAUUCUUCGUCUCCAAAUGGCAUCCUGCUUUUCCGGGAAGUCAGUAAAUUGAUCGUGGCUUAUGGUUCAAGGAUUUUAGCCCUUCCAAAUGUUGCGGAUAUAUAUGCCUUCAAAUACAAGGGGAUCUGGGUUUCACUGACAAUUCUGUCAAGAGCGCUCUCUGGAAAUUAUUGCAACUUUGGUGUGUUUGAACUCUAUGGCGAUCGGGCUCUUGCGGAUGCACUUGAUAUCGCGUUGAAGAUGACCUUAGCAAUACCCUUGGCUGAUAUAUUAGCAUAUCGCAAGCUUACAAAGGCAUACUUUGGUUUCGUCGAGGUUUUGUGUGCCAGUCACAUUACCUUCAUAUUGAAACUAGAUACUGCCACCUUUAUGCAUCUCGUAGGUUCCCUUGAAUCUGGACUCAAGGGUUUGGACACAAGUAUUUCAUCACAGUGUGCAAUAGCUGUCGACAAUCUUGCUUCAUAUUAUUUCAAUAACAUCACAAUGGGUGAGGCACCUACUUCUCCCGCUUCUAUUCGUUUGGCACAGCACAUUGCAGACUGCCCGAGUUUGUUUCCCGAGAUAUUGAAGACACUGUUUGAAAUAGUUCUAUUCGAGGACUGUGGCAAUCAGUGGAGUCUCAGCAGGCCAAUGUUAAGCUUGAUUCUUAUAAGUGAGCAGAUUUUCUCUGAUCUGAAAGCUAAGAUCCUCUCAUCACAGCCCGUGGAUCAACACCAGCGACUCUCUACCUGCUUUGACAGUCUUAUGACAGACAUAUCAAGGGGGGUAGAUUCGAAGAACAGAGACAAGUUUACUCAGAACUUGACCCUUUUCAGACACGAGUUCCGCGUUAAAUAGAAUUGCUUCCACGAGCCAGUCUCUACUACAUUAGGGUCUCAUCAGAAAGACCCACAUGACACAGUGAACUAGAAGUUCCCUCUUACUUGAAAAAAGAAAAAAAAAUUCUUCAGGUUUUGCAAAUGGGGGAAAAAGUUAGUCGAUAGAUUGUGGUACUGUACAGUUUGAUUCUCUCAGAAGAAAUGGUAAUGAAGGAAAACAAAAUUACGUAGCUUAUACUAUUUGGUGGUUCCUCGCUAGUGGCUUAUUCAAUUUCAACAUUAGGAGUUAUUUUGUCUCAUACCAAACAAAAAUCUUUGUCAGCUCCAUAACAAAGUUGAUGUAAAGCAUUGAAAAUCUAGGGUUUUACUUUUGGCAAUUGUUGCGGCGUAACUGACCACAUAUUCUUUGUAUUUUCUUGACUGUGAUGGUAAACAAAGCUUGAGGAAAAUGCGACAUUUGUUUUGUUUUCAA
Molecule: messenger RNA, 3709 nt
Organism: Camelina sativa (false flax)
Lineage: Eukaryota; Viridiplantae; Streptophyta; Magnoliopsida; Brassicales; Brassicaceae
Source: RefSeq, a predicted model, not a curated record